This is a messenger RNA of Mugil cephalus (flathead mullet), 3113 nucleotides long. RefSeq names its product ADP-ribosylation factor-like protein 15. The coding region runs from base 767 to 1387 and encodes 206 amino acids. The transcript is spliced from 6 exons. NCBI's taxonomy places the organism in Eukaryota, Metazoa, Chordata, Actinopteri, Mugiliformes, Mugilidae. Gene Ontology annotation, molecular function: GTP binding; GTPase activity. The record is from RefSeq and is a predicted model, not a curated record.
CUCGCAACGACGUGCGUAACGUAGCGGUGUCGCCUUCUUCGUUUAGUUUCCUCAACCAAACACCCAAACUGAUAUUGUGUGAUAAAACUGGAAGUCUGCCGGUGGAAGAGGGUCCGACUAUUCAGAGGAAACACAACCACACACACACACACACACACACACGGACCCUGCGGCCCCUCGAAAACCUCGCUCGCUUUCCGACAAACUCAACCGUCGCCGCGACGAAACUUGACGUGAAGGGAAAGAAGGAGGGCGACGAGAAUUCCUGCUUACAAAACGAAAGGCUGGCUUUUUUUUUUUAUUUUAAUUUUUUGUUUUAGCUGUGGCUGCUGUCGAGAGGCGGGGAAUACAAAGUGACGUGUGCCAACAAAAAGAAAGAAAAAAAAACCCACAUUUUUUGGACUCAAAAAAAAAAAAAAAAAAAAAAAAAAAAACGGAAUUACUACAAAGCCUGUUCGUGCUGCUGCUGUGACUGGCCAGCGAUAGUACAUGGAUUAUCUGAGGGAGUAAACACAAGACAACCUUCAAUCCCGCUCAUCUUCACAAAACUCCACUGCAAAUCUCUAAUAAAAAAAAAGAAGAAAAAGAAAAGAAAAGAAUCGGCUUUGUGGGUACGAGGUGCUGACCGUGAGACGAUGAAGGGCUGGACUCGCGUUGUUGACCUGGCGCCGUUGUGUGCAGCCACUUCUGAUCCUCCUCCAUCCAUUCACUUACUCGAGAGGCUUGGGUUGUUUGUUGCCGGGGGUUACGCUUGUUGUUGAGCACAAUGUCGGAGCACAUGCAGCUCUCCCUUGCCUUGUGCAGGAUUGGGAUUUACACGUGUUUUCGUGCACUGUGCUGUAAAGGACCGCCGCCGCCGAGACCAGAGUAUGAUGUGGUGUGCAUCGGCCUGACGGGCGCUGGAAAGACCAGCUUGCUCUCACGCCUCUGUAGUGAGGGUGGAGACGGCAUCGUUCCCACAACAGGUUUCAGCAUUAAAGCAGUGCCAUUUCCGAAUGCCAUCUUGAAUGUAAAAGAACUUGGAGGAGCGGACAACAUCAAGAAGUACUGGAGUCGUUACUACCAGGGGUCGCAGGGUGUAGUCUUCGUACUGGACAGCGCAUCGUCGGAUGAGGACCUCGAGGCAGCGCGCAAUGAGCUCCACUCGGCUCUGCAGCAUCCACAGCUCUGCACGCUGCCUUUCCUUAUCCUUGCCAAUCACCAGGACAAGCCUGCUGCAAGGACGCCAAACCAGGUCAAGAAGUACUUUGAGCUGGAGCCGCUGGCCCGAGGGAAGCGCUGGAUCCUGGAGGGGAGCUCCACCGACAACAUGGAGGCAGUGAAGGAGAGCUUCGGUCAGUUCAUAAGCCUGCUGGAGGACAAAGAAACAGAGCCCGCAAGGAUAUGAUGCUAACGCUGCUAAUGCUAAGAGACAUCAGCAGUUACACACACACACACACACACAUACAAACACACACAAAAAAAAAAAAAAAAACACCACAUCCUCCCGGUGCCCAUGUACACACACACACACACACACCCACGCACAGACACAAACAUGCACACACAAGAAACGCCGGCAGAUGCUGGCCUCUCUUCUCUUUGUAUGUUAACCUCCCUUCGCUGUGGUCCCCUCUUUUUUUUUUUUUUUCUUCAAAUUGGAGCGAACCCAGUCAACCACUACAACCUGACGGAGGAGAGCGGCCAUGACACCCACCGAGUGUGAAGCAGUUUGUCGAGGGAAAAAAAAAAAAAAAAAAACUGAACUUUGCCAACAAUGGAAGUCUUGUUUACUACUGUCUGUGCCGUCGUGAUUUCAUCAGCGAUAUUUGGGACGUAUGGCAUUCCUCUGGUCACCGUUGGACACUACUAACACACACAAACACAAACACACAGGAGCCCAGGUCGUCUGUAGAUACGUUUAACAUCCCCACUAAUUACUUUCCAGGAUGUUUGGGUGGGUUUUUUGUCCUUUUCCACUGAGAAGUACUGUAUGGCUGUCAAGUGUGUUGUUUCUCCUUUUGACUCAGUAACAACGACGCGACGUCGUGCGAUCGGAGUGUGCGUAGUCGUCCGAAGCCUUGUGUUAUGUACGGUAGUUACAUAUCGGUGCGUCACGCCGUAUCUGAAUAUCUAAUAAUCUGAAUAGUGUAAUCUGAGUGUUUAUGGAGUAUUAUGUACAUGCAACGAAGCAUACUGCUGUGUACCCUCCUGUGCAGCCAUACACACAUGUACUACUAAUGUGACCGCGUGUGCGAGGUGACUUUAUGGAGACGUUUGUCCAUUUCAAGAAUGUGGGAACAUGUCUGAAUGCUUUUUAUAAAUGUGCAACAACCUAGGAUAUAUUUUAUAGCUCUGUAUGCUAACGUAGAGCCACAUUUAGAGUUUUUUGUAUGUCUUACUUACGUCACAUUUAGGAAUUCUUUCAAAUCAACGACCAAAAAAAAAAAAAAAAGAAAAAAAAAGAAAAGAAAGAAAAGAAAACAGAUGAUGAUUGACCGGGCUGGACGCGCCCAGACGGUGGAGAAAUCUAAUGGAUUAUGUGUCUUUUCAGCAUUCAGCGAAUGCCAUGUUUUGUUUGUUUUUUUCUGUUUGAAUUUGACAUAAUCCCUCUGAGCACUGGCUGGUGACUGCAGUCUUCUCCCAUCAGGGCGGAAUACAAACUAUCAAUCAACCACAGCAACAGCUGCAUCUGACAAGUCCCUGUCCGACACCCUAAUGCCUUCCAACUGUCUGAAGACCCCUCCCUGUCUGCAGUUUAUCGCGUACCCCUGCCCCACUUCAUCCCGUCCCAGCCAAACGCUGCCCUUCCGCUCCAGCUCCACUCCCUGUUCCCAUUAACUCCUCGUUCUUUUUUUUUAUCCCAGAUACCUUCUCUCAGCCGGUCCGUCCUCUUUUAGACUCAGCGCGUCUAAAAGGGCUCUAAUUCAUUGUGCCACAGGUGUGUGGUUGUCGUCGAGACGUGUUCAUGCUUCCUCUGUACGUCUGUGUGUGCGCGCUUCGUCUUUCUGUUGUUCUUUUGAUCAGUAUUUUGUCAGGUUUUUAAAGAUUGAAUCACUUUUUGUACCUGAUGUGAGAACUGAGUGGAUCAGUCCAUUUGUUUGCGUAAAUGCAAAAUAAAUCUGUCGACUAGG